CCAGCCUGCUUUCAACUUCAAAGUCUUCCAAAGCGUCCAGUCAUCCUCAAGUAGUUCGACAUGGCUUUCCGCUACCUCAUCUCUCUGUGCGCCCUGGUGGCCUAUGCCAAUGCUGGUCUCUUGGCCAGCCAUGUGGCCAUUGCCAAUCCGUCGGUGGAUGCCGUUGCCUCUACCCAGCAGAAUGUGGUGAGGUCUUUUGCCGGCACUGUUUCCAGCUACUCGAAGGCGGUGGAUACCCCGUACUCCAGUGUGAGGAAGAGUGACACCAGGAUCCAGAACAAUGUCUACACUCCGGCUAUUGCCAAGACUGCUUAUGCCGCCACUCCUCUGUACACUCAGGCUACUCCUAUUGUGGCCAAGACUCUGGUCCAUGCUCCGGCUCCAGUCUUGGAGAAGACCGUCUACGCUGCUCCAGCUCCAGUUCUGGCUAAGACUGUGUACUCCGCUCCUGCCCCAGUUGUCGCCAAGACUGUUUAUGCCGCUCCAGCUCCGGUUUAUGCUGCUCCCGCUCCAGUGGUGGCUAAGACCGUCUACUCUGCACCAGCUCCAGUUUACGCAGCUCCUGCUCCAGUGGUUGCCAAGACCGUCUACGCUGCUCCCGCUCCUGUUGUGGCCAAGACUGUCUACUCCGCUCCCGCUCCCGUUGUUGCCAAGACCGUUUACGCUGCUCCCGCUCCUGUUUUGGCCAAGACCGUGUCCUAUGCCGCACCCCUGGCCACCACCAACGUGAACCAUGGACCUGCUGCCACCACCUACACCCACAACGCCCCAGCUUUGGGUGUCUCCAGCUACGGAACCUCCCAGACUGUUCACUACUCUCCCGCCGAGAGCGUUUCGCACAUGAGCUUCGAUGGAUUCGGAACCCACUGGGGUUUCUAAAUAAGUCUUGGCCUUUUGGCUUAGGCAAUUGUUAAUGUUGUUAGUGGUCAAUAAAG
Drosophila eugracilis is the source of this 935-nucleotide messenger RNA. Its product is annotated as pupal cuticle protein G1A. The transcript has a single exon. Lineage: Eukaryota; Metazoa; Arthropoda; Insecta; Diptera; Drosophilidae. Bases 61 to 879 code for a protein of 272 amino acids. The record is from RefSeq and is a predicted model, not a curated record.